AUGAUCAACAAGCACCCGGCCGUGGCCACGCUGCCGAAGGACGCCAGCAUCGUCGUGGCACACGAUGGGCGUGACCCGUAUCCGCUUGCGCCGCCGCGCGGGCCCGCCCCCGCGAUCCAGGAGGCCGACCUACGAGGACAUGUCGCAGUUUGGCAUCCCCGGGAUCAUUGCCGGAAAAGUGGCUCAUUGCAGAAGACGCCGAUGACCGUAACGCUAACAGGUAUCGGUGACGAAAGUGUGGCUCUAAAUUCGGCUAGCUGGAGAGACAGCGAUGGUGCGUCAGCACUCCUUUUGCAGAGCAACGUCCAGCGGGAGGAUUUGGAGGCUCUUAUCCGCACCGGAUCCGCCAACCGCUGCUUGCUCUACAACGAGUGCCUCUGCGAGUCUUGCACUCGUGGCCAAGAUUGCCUAGCCCAGCUGUGUGACGCUGCCAUCUCCCCCGAUGACCAAGGGCCCGAGAUGCAGCUCGCUCGAUCGUGGAUAGCAGUGCUCGGCAACGAGAGAUUCCAGGCAGAGUCUUCUCUUGGCUACACUACAUGCGAUCUGCGCCGCCGGUGGUGGCAGUCGACAGGCGACGGAGGGUCGCAGCAGCAAGCUCUGUACGAGGUGCCGCAUGGAUGCGAGGAACACUGCCACGUUCUCACAAUUUUCGGGUCCACGCCCAAACAGCGGCGGAACCGGCACGGAUCAAUCCUGGGGAUCCCUCAGGUGUUGCGUGUGGAGCGCGUGGAGAACAGAGCGCAAGAAGGGGGGGUUGUGGCUGGGUAUCUAAGAUCGCUCGAGCGGGACCUGGCGAGCCAAGGCCUUCGUCUUCAACCAGGUCUACACACACGCUGGGUCUUCCACGGUACACAAGCAGUCGAAUCUAUUUUGUAUUCGGCAGAGGGUUUCGAUCCUAAACUCAGCCGUGCUGGCAGCGUUUGGGGACUUGGCUCAUAUUUUGCCCGUGACGCGAAAUAUGUCUACGGCAGCGGCUUCGCCAGGAGUUUGCCGAACGGCAGCAAUCAGAUAUUGCUUUGCUUAUUGGCCACGGGGAUGUCUUGCCUGGGUGAUGUGCAGCACACAGGCCUUCUCCCCAUCCGCCAGGGGAGCCAUCGCUACACCACAUCCGUCGACAGCCUCUCCAAUCCAGAGUUCUUCAUCACGCCGUCGGUUGGGGCGGCGUACCCUGCUUAUCUCAUCACCUACCGCAUCUAG
Messenger RNA from Prorocentrum cordatum, 1197 nucleotides. The record is from the annotation of a GenBank genome assembly. Lineage: Eukaryota; Dinophyceae; Prorocentrales; Prorocentraceae.